Triticum turgidum subsp. durum (durum wheat) is the source of this 1191-nucleotide messenger RNA. The record is from the annotation of a GenBank genome assembly. NCBI's taxonomy places the organism in Eukaryota, Viridiplantae, Streptophyta, Magnoliopsida, Poales, Poaceae.
AUGGCGACCCCUCAGAUCUACCGCAAAACCCUCCUCCCCGUCCUACUCCUGCUCGCGGCCGCGGCGCUCUACCCAGCCGCCGCCGACGGCGACGAGGUGCUCGCCCUCACGGAGUCCACCUUCGAGAAGGAGAAUGAACUUAAGUUUUUUACUACUUGGGUUGUUCCAGAGCUGUUGAGCUCAAAACCCAUCUUUCAAUACCAGCUCAGGCUUAUGGGUGACUUGUUUGGUGCAUCAAAAUCAACAGUAAUAAUUCAUUGCAAGUGUGGCCACUGCAAGAAGCUUGCUCCGGAAUAUGAGAAGCUUGCUGCAAGUUUUAAAAAGGCUAAAUCAGUCUUGAUUGCCAAGGUUGACUGCGAUGAGCACAAGAGUGUGUGCAGCAAGUAUGGAGUUUCUGGCUACCCCACAAUCCAGUGGUUUCCCAAAGGUUCCUUGGAGCCCAAGAAGUAUGAGGGUCAACGCACUGCUGAAGCCCUUACAGAAUAUGUUAACUCUGAAGCAGCAACCAAUGUGAAGAUAGCAGCAGUUCCUUCAAGUGUUGUGGUUCUGACCGAGGAAACCUUUGACUCAGUUGUCCUUGAUGAAACCAAAGAUGUCCUUGUUGAGUUCUAUGCCCCAUGGUGUGGUCACUGCAAGAGUCUUGCUCCGAUAUAUGAGAAGGUGGCCUCUGUUUUCAAGCAAGAUGAGGGUGUUGUGAUUGCUAAUCUUGAUGCUGACAAAUACACAAGCUUGGCUGAGAAGUAUGGAGUUUCUGGUUUUCCCACAUUGAAGUUCUUCCCGAAGGGUAACAAAGCUGGUGAAGAGUAUGAGAGCGGUCGGGAGUUAGAUGACUUUGUUAAGUUCAUUAAUGAGAAAAGUGGAACUAGCCGUGAUUCGAAGGGUCAGCUUACUUCAGAGGCUGGGCUUGUGGCAAGUUUGGAUGCUCUUGUCAAGGAAUUUCACAGUGCUGCUGAUGACAAGCGGAAGGAAAUCCUCUCUAAAAUUGAAGAGGAGGCUGCGAAGCUCAGUGGUCCUGCUGUCAAGCACGGAAAGAUCUAUGUGAAUGUUGCAAAGAAGAUAUUGCAGAAGGGCUCUGACUAUACCAAGAAGGAAACUGAGAGGCUUCAUCGCUUGUUGGAGAAGUCGAUCAGUCCUUCCAAAGCCGAUGAAUUCGCCAUCAAGAAGAACAUUCUUUCAGCCUUCUCCUCUUAA